GGAGGUUGGAACUUGGGGAUAUAUAUUUCGGGAACAAUUACAUUACAUAAAUCAUAAUCCCUCGUUUCUCUCGGCGAGUUAUCAAACCCUAACCCCCAAAUUCAAUUGCGAAGGUGAUUCCGAAAAGAAUAAGGAUUCUCCGAUUCUUAAUUUAUGAUGAUGCUUUUAUUUUCUUGGGAUGACUUGGCAGCAGCUACACCAAAGUUUUUUUUGCUAUCAUCAACAAAUGGCAAUGGUCGACAGCAUAGAAACUCAUCCUGCCAAGAAGAUGAAGCUGCAGGACAAGGAAAUCCCCAAAUCUCAAUACGGAAUUAAUACUGUAAAUUUUGAGAACUCUCAACCUACAAUGGAAUACUCCGUCUAUAUGGAAAUCAAAGUCGUCAAGCAACUGUUUUCAUCUCCCGAAGAUCCCUUGUGUUUUUUCAGGAGAAUGAUGAAAGAUAUUGGCUGCGCUGAAUCCCAGAUUAGUAAAUAUGGUUGCUCCUCCUUUCACUUUUUAGCACAACUUACUCCAGAUAAAGCCAAAAAGUUGUCAGAGCUGGAUUCUGUAAGAGAGGUGAAGCCCUUCAAGAAGAGCGCACCUUGUUUCGCCCGCAAGCUUUAUGUCCUUGAGCAUUGUCCUUUAUACCCUGAAAUUUGAAUUGAUGGGUUGCUGCCUCGUGGUUCGUAAUGUUAAUGAACUGUUGAAAUCACAUUAUUGUAUUAAAUAAAUAAAGUGUGUAAAAACUAGCUUGAUCUGAUGUAUUGUACUGUGACUGUAGUUGUUUUUCCAACUCUUAUAUCACCUUCGAAACA
Messenger RNA from Daucus carota subsp. sativus, 795 nucleotides. RefSeq lists its product as uncharacterized. The record is from RefSeq and is a predicted model, not a curated record. Lineage: Eukaryota; Viridiplantae; Streptophyta; Magnoliopsida; Apiales; Apiaceae. The coding region runs from base 179 to 640 and encodes 153 amino acids. The transcript has 7 exons.